Messenger RNA from Neomonachus schauinslandi (Hawaiian monk seal), 1568 nucleotides. RefSeq names its product gamma-aminobutyric acid type A receptor subunit beta3 (gene GABRB3). Gene Ontology annotation, cellular component: GABA-A receptor complex; synapse; membrane. Gene Ontology annotation, biological process: signal transduction; regulation of membrane potential; nervous system process. Gene Ontology annotation, molecular function: neurotransmitter receptor activity; extracellular ligand-gated monoatomic ion channel activity; GABA-A receptor activity. The transcript is spliced from 9 exons. Lineage: Eukaryota; Metazoa; Chordata; Mammalia; Carnivora; Phocidae. The record is from RefSeq and is a predicted model, not a curated record. Bases 57 to 1478 code for a protein of 473 amino acids.
GCGGGUCGCGACGGCGGCGGGGCGCCCCCUCCCCCGUGCCGGGGCGCGGCGGAGGGAUGUGGGGCUUUGCGGGAGGAAGGCUUUUCGGCAUUUUCUCGGCCCCAGUGCUGGUGGCGGUGGUGUGCUGCGCCCAGAGCGUGAACGAUCCCGGGAACAUGUCCUUUGUGAAGGAGACGGUGGACAAGCUGUUGAAAGGCUACGACAUUCGCCUAAGACCCGACUUCGGGGGUCCCCCCGUCUGCGUGGGGAUGAACAUCGACAUCGCCAGCAUAGACAUGGUUUCCGAAGUCAACAUGGAUUACACCUUAACCAUGUAUUUUCAACAAUAUUGGAGAGAUAAAAGGCUUGCCUAUUCUGGGAUCCCUCUCAACCUCACGCUUGACAAUCGAGUGGCCGACCAGCUAUGGGUGCCUGACACAUAUUUCUUAAAUGACAAAAAGUCAUUUGUGCAUGGAGUGACAGUGAAAAACCGCAUGAUCCGCCUUCACCCUGAUGGGACAGUGCUGUAUGGGCUCAGAAUCACCACAACUGCAGCAUGCAUGAUGGACUUGAGAAGAUACCCCUUGGACGAGCAGAACUGCACGCUGGAAAUUGAAAGCUAUGGCUAUACCACAGAUGACAUUGAAUUUUACUGGCGUGGUGGCGAUAAGGCUGUCACUGGAGUGGAGAGGAUUGAGCUCCCACAGUUCUCUAUUGUGGAGCAUCGUCUGGUCUCAAGGAAUGUCGUCUUUGCCACAGGUGCCUAUCCUCGGCUCUCACUGAGCUUUCGGUUGAAGAGAAACAUUGGAUACUUCAUUCUCCAGACUUACAUGCCCUCUAUAUUAAUUACGAUUCUCUCAUGGGUGUCCUUCUGGAUCAAUUAUGAUGCAUCUGCGGCUAGAGUUGCCCUUGGGAUCACGACCGUGCUGACGAUGACAACCAUCAACACACACCUUCGGGAAACAUUGCCCAAAAUCCCCUACGUCAAAGCCAUUGACAUGUACCUCAUGGGCUGCUUUGUCUUUGUGUUUCUGGCCCUUCUGGAGUAUGCCUUUGUCAACUACAUUUUCUUUGGAAGAGGCCCUCAAAGGCAGAAGAAGCUUGCAGAAAAGACAGCCAAGGCAAAGAAUGACCGUUCCAAGAGUGAAAGCAACCGGGUGGAUGCUCAUGGAAAUAUUCUCUUAACAUCACUGGAGGUUCACAAUGAAAUGAAUGAGGUCACGGGCAGUGUUGGUGAUACCAGGAAUUCAGCAAGACCCUUUGACAACUCAGGAAUCCAGUACAGGAAACAGAGCAUGCCUAGGGAAGGGCAUGGGCGACACAUGGGGGACAGAAGCAUCCCGCACAAGAAGACCCAUCUACGGAGGAGGUCUUCACAGCUCAAAAUUAAAAUCCCUGAUCUAACCGAUGUGAAUGCCAUAGACAGAUGGUCCAGGAUCGUGUUUCCAUUCACUUUUUCUCUUUUCAACUUAGUUUACUGGCUGUACUAUGUUAACUGAGUGACUGUACUUGAUUUUUCAAAGACUUCAUUUAACACUGAGCGAAAUAUUACUCUGCCUGUCAAGUUUUUAUACCUGUACACACACACA